AACAUCCUGUGGGUCAGAUGAGUUAAACAGAACAAUAACAUUAGCUGCAUUUGAAGCAGAAAAUGAAAUGCUAGUUAAAGAGCUCUCACAGGAUGCAGACCAUUCUACCAGCAAAGCUCAUGACAAUACUUUGGCUGAUAAUUCAUGCAGGCAGGAAGAGAUCGUGAGCAUUUUCAGUUCUGAAUCACUGCAAGACAAAAAUUUGUAUUUACAACCUGCUUUUCCUAAUGAAAUGAAUAUAUCAGCUCAACCAGGUGAAUUCAGUACAUCACAUACCCUCUGUUUUGACACACUUUCAAAUCCAAGUUAUCAGAGCUUAUCUUCCAUGGAUGUGCCCCCCAGUAAUGAAAACAUUUCACUGAGUGGUGAUGCAGGAAGUUCCCAAAGUGAAUUAAAGCAUCAAAGUGUUUCCAUGCAGAAAUCUUCAUCUGCAUCAUCAGCAAGAGAUGAGGAUGACCCCAAAAUUAAUGUAGAUUUUAAAGGAAAAACCAUAUUCCUAGGUCCCAUGAUACAGCUACCGUUAAAGGACUACAGAGUGCAAGAGGCACAGACAGCUUUGGAUCAGAACAUGGGCAAGGUAGUGCAGAGAACAAGGGUAAUAAUGACAGCAGGAGGGAGUUUUUGGAACAUUUGAGUCAUUUACUUGAGAACAGGCAAUCAUCUGUGAGCAGGAGCAGUAUUUUUUAUGACCGAAAAAAGAAAACUUCUUCUGAAGUGACUGCACGUAAACAUGGUCUCAAGGUAGACAAACAGAAAUCACCUCAAAGGUUUACUGAACAUCACAAAACUGUUACAUGGAGUCACCUGGUGACAGAUCCUGCAUCGCAAGAUAGGCAUCCAUAUGCAGACUUCAAAGCAGAUGUUGAUGUGCUGUCAAAGGAUGGACACUCGAUAAGAGAUGGCUGAGUCUGAUGCCAGGUCAGAUAUAGACCAGUCACCUGAUUUUCUUACAGAAAGUCAUAAGGAUGGCAAGGAAGGACAAUCAUUGAAGCUGAAGCCAGGUAUGAGCCCAUUCAUGAGCCGGUCUCUGAGCCAGCCAGUAUCGACAGUGAGCAGCCAUCCAGCAUCUGGGGUUAGUGGACAAGAAGGUAAAGCCACACACCGAGGGCGUUAUGGAGCUAUGUUCUUCCACAAGCCAGAGAAGCCAGAGGCAGAAGGCACAGGGCGCCUUCAAUCUCUGAUCUCCAAGUAUCGCAGUCAUAGCACAGAUGGCAGGGAGGAGACUAGCGACAGUGCUGAAGGAGGAGCAAGGCAGAGAGUAAGUUCUGCCCCACCCACACUCCAUAUCAGCAUGGCCAAAGGUCAAGGAUGGAGUGCUGUGGCACCUAAAGCACCACCAUUGCGCCCAGAAAAGAGCUUAUCCCCAGAGGUGGCAGGAAAUUUCCUCCACCGCCUCCUCCCAAACCUGGAAAGCAGUCUUCUCUACAGGGAGGUUCCCAGUUGGGCAGCAGAAGUAGGAACCAGUGGAGACAGAGCAAACCCUUUGCUUGACUCUCAGGAACGGAAUGACAUUAAUGCUCUAAUUCAAAAGCAGCCAGUCAGCACAGCUACCAAACCCCUGCUUUCCGUGCACCCCCCCAAAAUCACGAGUAAGGUAAUUGCAGACCUUCUUCGAACCAAAAAGUUGUCUUGAUUGGUUCUGGUGUGUGCUGCCAUGUUCUGCUGUGCUGUGCCAUUUGAGCUGUUGCCAGUACCUCAAAGUUCUUGAAAUGUAGUUGGAGCACAUCACUUACUUACCAGGAUUUAUUUCACAGCACCUCCUAUAAUCUUGUAUAUUAUAUAUUGUUUAGAAAUGUUGUCAGAGAUGUUAUGGUGAAUAGCAAUGCCAAGUAAGUUGUAUAUAAAGGUAACAUUGUUACAUUUGAAGAUGGCAGCUGUACUUGUUUUUAAGUUACAACUGUUAUCUUCUAGAGUGUUUCACAGAGAAGUCACAUUAAAGGUACAUAAAGUAUAACUAUAGAAAGCUUCCAUUAGCACAAAUGAGCUGUUUGACCAUAAAUAUGGACUGUAAGUAAAAAGACAGGUUUAUUGUGGAUACUAGAUUGAAAAUAUGCACGUCUUGUCAUACUUUACCUAGCUGUUGCAAUACUUCUGCCAAAGAACUUGAACAUUAUUUUACCUUGUAUACUUUUAAUUUUGCAUGAUUUUGAUCUGAUCCAUUCUAACUUUUCUGGAUGCAUGGUUCCUAAAAUGGCUUACAGUGAAAAGGUAAAAAAUAUUAUGCAGAGAGUUAAGCACAGUGUCAAUAGAAUGACUGGUCUCAUCACAAUGAAGAACAAUUUAAUGCAGUGGUCAUACUUAAUUGCAUAACUUCUUAAUUAUUUCUAUAUUUUAUUUGCAUAUUUUAAUGUAUUGUUCUGGUUGCCUGACUUGCCUCUUUUUUUUUUUUUUUUAGAUCUUUCAUGCUGACAUGAUUGACUUUGAUAUUGUUUACCAUCCAUUUUCCUCACUGCUUAUUUCCUUUUUAUUCUUUAUUUAUAUCAGUUUUUAUUAAAGUUGCUGCAAGAGCACUAGCAUAUGAAAUGUGAAACUUGCGCUGUACACAAUACGCGUUUCCAUUACUUGUGUCUGAUGUUUAAAAUAAGCUAUUUUUGGUUCUGUGAUAAUUUUUAUGAUUUUAUACCAUUUAAAGCAUUAUGUAUAUGACAAAGCACGGUAUUGUUUAACCAUAUACAAUAUUUUUAAUAUAAUUCUUUUUGUACAAUCUUGAGACUUGUUUCUAGAGACGAACAGAUGUCAUUUGUCAUCUGAAAAGAUAGACUCCAGUGUGUGAUAAUGAAAAUAUAACUUGCAACAAAAGUUGAAGUAUUUACAAACUAAUGGUGAUAGCUCUCGCCAUUUUUAAUAAUGCAUGCUGUCAAUGAGAAUACUUCUUUGUUAAUGUACUCAUUAGCAGAGUAUUUGAAGACAUGAUAAAUCUGAUUAGUGUACAUUUCAUGCAUUAUACAUUUGAAAAACCAUAAGCUAUGGUUAACUGUCUUUUUGCAUGAGAGCAGACAUUGUAGAAACAUUAUUUUUAGUUUAAUAUUUAGUAUAAUUUCAAAUAGUUAAGUAUUUUCUAGUGUAAUCUUAGUAAUUUUAGCUGGCAAAUUUGGUUUGAAAGAAAGGUUAUAUUAGAAUAGUCUUCUUUUAAGUUUUUGGAUUUUGCAUGUCUAGUGUUAUAAUUUUAUAAGUGAGCAGGUGGUUUUGCAUACAUUUUUUAGGAUUGCUUAGCCCUUUAUCUGUGCAUGGAAUAUGUUGACAAAAGGAUGCCACUUUUUUUGACUCCUGUGGAAGCUAUUGUGCACAGGUAAAAUACAUCUGAGAGGUACAGUUUUAAGGACAAAAGUGGUGGCCUGUUUAACUGUGAUACUUUGUGCUCAGUAAAGCCCCUCGCCCCAAGAAUAUAAUGACCUUUAAAAGCAUCUUUAUUUUUACACCUGCUUUCUAAUUUCUAUGUUUCAUACAUAAUUAUUCAAAUAUAUUUCUUAUAAAA
This is a messenger RNA of Pomacea canaliculata, 3475 nucleotides long. RefSeq lists its product as uncharacterized. The record is from RefSeq and is a predicted model, not a curated record. The coding region runs from base 899 to 1633 and encodes 244 amino acids. The transcript is spliced from 5 exons. NCBI's taxonomy places the organism in Eukaryota, Metazoa, Mollusca, Gastropoda, Architaenioglossa, Ampullariidae.